GUGAAAUUGAUAAUUGAAAUAGACAGAAUAAUCAAUUCAUAAUAGAUAAUUGUUAAUUUUUAUAAUGUGUAGUUAUAUGAUAUGAAUCGGGUAUUCUUUAUGAGUUUGAUAUGCUGCCAAGACCUAUAUCAUUGUACUUAUCAUUCAAUCAGGAACAUUAAAUUCUAAAUGAUGAAAAUAUAUUUAUCUUCCUCCAGAGUUUCGGUUACUUUGAUGAAGUCAUUAAUUUUGAAGUUAAUUGAAUCUUUAUAAUUUAUCAUUAUUCUCCCAUCUUUCUAUGUGUUUAUAACUGUUUAAGUAUUUUCAUUUUCAAGGUGAAGUAUUGAGUCUGAACAAUCAAGGGUUGUUAAACUAUAAGCAAGCACUAGAAUCGUAUGUAGGACAACUUUUGAAAUAAUUAGAAGGUCCAUCCAAUAUUUAAGUUAAUUGCUAUUUCUUCAAAAUUUGAGAUAUGCUUAUUGAUGAUCAAUGUAUUUUCUUUUCAAAAGAGAAAGCUAAAUAAAUGAUUGUGCAAAUGACUAUUUGGAUGGGGGGGGGGGGGCAGGGGAGAGUAAGGAAAAGUAAGAAUGAGCUAAAAACAAUUGAAGGGGGGACAACAUGAGCAAUGUGAAAAGAAAAUCCUUAGAAGUCCCGAACAAGCCAAAGUGAGCGAGCAAUUUUUGUUUACCUAUUCAAAAUGAAAAUUGCAUUUUGUGAUAGAUUUUGACAUAUUAAAAAAAAUUACAUCUUAUUCUUUCUUUCCUUAUCUCCUUUUUUCAUGGACAUGGAAAUAUUGGGUAUGUAUUGCCCCAAGCCCCCCCCCCCCCCCUCAUAUUUACGUCAGUGGCAGAGGGUAAAGGCCCAUGUAUGAGCAUUCCACUCCAGCUAGAACGCGUUUUCAUUUCCAAAAGGUCAAAAAUAUUCAUCAAUAUAUAUAUAUUUUUUUAUUCCUCUCAUAUUUCUAUACUGUUUAGUCCAAAAUGUUUUCAGACCCAAUCUUCAGACAUUUUGAUAUGUUCGUAACAUCCCGUGAGUAACUCUAUUAUGAUAUUGAGAUAUUUAUAUCCCGAUAUCAUCUGUUAUGAUGAGCUUUUUAUCAAGUUACAUCUGGAUCCGGUGGUAUCCUACAUCGUGAGAAAUGUAGUUUACCCGUACAUCGUCGCGCCUUGCGAAAUGCCUCGCCGAAUCAAGCGCGCGCUCGCGCUCCCGAUCGAUCGCGGCGCAUAUUAGUAAUUAUGUCAUCUAUCCACAAGUAGAAGCAGAACAGAUUAAGGAAACUAACUUCGCAAAAUCGUCAGUUAAUUUGAGAUUUUGAGUACGAUCAGUAUGGCAGCAAACGGCAUUACAGUUGUAGAAACCGUCUCCGAAUUACUGGGCAAGGCAAACUCGGCAUUUGAGGAGAAAUUUGGAGAAAAGGCGACCGUGGCAGGAUGUGCCCCUGGACGAGUGAAUCUGAUCGGUGAGCACACGGAUUACAACGAUGGUUUUGUUUUCCCAAUGGCAUUGCCGCAGGUUACAAUUCUGGUAGGACGGAAGACAUCGUCUGGAGUUUGUCGCGUUCUAACCACAGCUGAAGGAACAGAUGAACCGAAGUACACUGAAUUUCCUGUUCCUACCGCAGAAAAGCCACUAGAACCUGGUCUACCCAAAUGGGCCAAUUAUGUGAAGGGUGUGGUGCAGAACUUCAAAGGUACACUGUGUUCAUUUGAUGCUGCCGUUGUGACAUCGGUACCUCUUGGGGGUGGUGUGUCCAGCUCUGCCUCCCUGGAGGUGGCUACCUACACAUUCCUGGAGGAACUCACGGGAUGCAAAGCAUCCAACCUGACGGAGAAGGCCCUCGCUUGUCAGAAGGCAGAACACGAUUUUCCCAAGAUGCCGUGUGGAAUCAUGGACCAGUUUGUAUCUGUGAUGGCGCAGGAAGGAAGUGCUUUACUGUUGGAUUGUAGGACGAUGGGUACCACCCAGGUACCCCUUAGUGACCCUAAUAUGGUGGUCCUCGUCACAAAUUCCAAUGUCAAGCAUGAGCUUACGGGCAGUGAGUAUCCCACAAGGAGGAAACAGUGUGAAGAGGCUGCUGCUAUGCUGGGCAAGAAGAGUCUCAGAGAUGCUACGGAAGAUGAAUUAAAUGAUGCCAAUAAUAAUUUUCCUGAUGUCACCGUGUUUAACCGAGCACGUCAUGUGAUUGGUGAGAUCAGGAGGACAACAGAUGCUGCAACAGCGCUGCAAAAGGGUGACUAUGACCUCUUUGGCAAGUUGAUGGUAGAAAGUCAUAAAUCACUCAGUGGCGACUACGAGGUUAGCUGUCCAGAAUUAGACCAGCUGGUCGAGGCAGCCAUGUCAGUUGAUGGUGUUUAUGGAUCACGCAUGACAGGAGGAGGUUUCGGAGGAUGCACAGUAACGCUCCUGAAGAAGGAUGCUAUCGAACGUGCUGUACAAACCAUCAAGGAGAAAUACAGUGGUACACCAACCUUUUACCUAUCAGUUGCAUCCAAAGGGGCACAUGGGCUGAAGCUUUGAACUUGGCAACAAAUCGUCAACUUCCUAUAGUUCUUCAAGUAUUUACCCACACAGUAAGCAAUCUAAAUAAGGAGGAGCAGUAAUUUUGGUAUUCUUUUCCUUGGAGGGUUCAUCUGCGAGGAAUCAAGCAGCUACUUUGUUGAAACCAGCAGCUGCCAUAUUUAUUGUCCAAUUCAAAAGAGUGUGAAUCAAGAAACUGAAGAAAAACGACCUCUGCAGAUUUUUACUCAACAGUUGCGCUGAUGUCAUGAAACUUUUGUGACGGGCGGAAAUUUGGUGUAUUUGAUAACAUUUACGAUUCUGUAACAUCAGCUAUUGUAAAAUUUUGAUCCCGUGCAAGUUCUGAACAUUGUUUGCAAAUCACAAAGUAUUAUUAUUAGGUGCAAAUAUUUAACAGAAUUAAUUCAUUAUCAUGUGUAUUGUAUCAUGAACCUCUGUAAAGAUAUAAAAUGAAUUAUGAUGAAGCAGCUGCUGUUAUACUAACCUAGAAGUUUUAUAGGGAUGGGAACUGGGAAGGUGAUGAUAUGUGACUCAAUUAUUACAUGUCAGCAAAAAGAGAAAAAAUAUGAAGAAAUGGGCUUUAAAAAGAUGAUAAAAGGGGAAAAAUUGUAUCGUGUCAUUAGGAUUGCCAAAUAUGAUCAAAUUAUAGCAAAUAAAUCAUCAUUGUAUUUUUGAGGAGCUCAGUCUCAUUGUCUAAAAUUUCACUUUUGCCAAGAAAGUGUCAAGUCCAUGAUUUGCUGAAUUUACUGACAUAACUUAUGGUUGCCACAUUGUCCUUCUGCAUUGGCUUUUACACAGUGACGGCGGAAGCCAAACAAUUUAGGCGGGGACCACCAAAAAUUUUUGACAAGCAAAAAAAAAAAAAAAAAAAAAAAGGUUAUCAACUAAAAAUUUAGGGGGGGGAUCGUCCCCCCCACCUCAAAUUUAGGGGGGGACAGGUCCCCGCCGCCUAUGCUUUUACAUGUGAUGAGGUGUUCUUGCUCUGUGCAUUUCCAAGCCCUUUUUUCAGUAAGAUGAAAAUAUUCAAAUGGAAAACACUGGGACCAGACAUUGUAUAUCAGGUAUCUAAAUAUCAUUUAAGAAGUCUUUAUAAAGAGUGUCCAUAGUAUAUAUUUUACUAUUGUAUCCAAGUUAUAUCUUUCCAAAUAAUUAUGUAGUCAAGAUGUUUAUACUAAUGAAUACCUCUCAUGAGUUCGAAUGGCAGUAAUUUUCUUGUAAAGGUGAACAUUUGAUAAAAAUAUUUUUACAUUUUUUAAUAGAAUGAUGGGAUAGUGGUAUGUGCAAAGAUUGUAUCAUAGCUCAUUCGUUUUUAAUUUCAUGGUAGAGAAGUGACUUUAUACUAAACAAGGGAAAUAUUAUUGAGGACUAAACUUUUUUCACUUAAGGUAUAUUUUUGUUGUAACUUUUACCCUUUUAUAUUUAUAUUUUCAGAGCACAUAUUUUUCACCAUAUUGGUCUCAUGGUAUAUUUUUUCACUUCAUCUGACAAUUUUGUUUCAUAGAAAAGGGAAAAUUAGUAUUCUGGAGAUUUGCACAAAAUUUGUUCAGACUUUAAACUGCCUUUAAGCAGAAAGUCCAACACUCUUUUACCUGUUACUGUAUUAUAGUUGAUAUGAUUUC
Molecule: messenger RNA, 4115 nt
Organism: Lytechinus pictus (painted urchin)
Lineage: Eukaryota; Metazoa; Echinodermata; Echinoidea; Temnopleuroida; Toxopneustidae
Product: galactokinase-like
Exons: 7
Coding region: 1306-2496 (396 amino acids)
Biological process (GO): galactose metabolic process; carbohydrate phosphorylation
Cellular component (GO): cytoplasm; cytosol
Molecular function (GO): galactokinase activity; ATP binding
Source: RefSeq, a predicted model, not a curated record